This is a messenger RNA of Trachemys scripta elegans, 7073 nucleotides long. It is a transcript of the gene FAM217A, whose product is annotated as family with sequence similarity 217 member A. Lineage: Eukaryota; Metazoa; Chordata; Testudines; Emydidae. The record is from RefSeq and is a predicted model, not a curated record.
GCGGUGGCGGGAGGGUCCGAUGCACCGGGCCGGGAGCGGGGCCGGAGCUGCCGCGACACAGACACCCGGGGGCUUCCGAGGGUUUGGCAGGAGGAGCUGGCGCUGCAGCGCUGUGGACAGAGGGGACUUCACAGGCGGCAUCUAUGGCACCAGCCUCCCGCUCACCAGCCUCUCCGACUCCCGCCAGAAUAUACAUACCAGUGAUUUGGAACAUGAUGUCCACCUUCCUGAAAAUAAAUACUGUCUGUCGGGAGACGAGACUGGCACAAGAGGUGUUCUUUCAAGCAAGUUGCACAAGGAUGCUUACACAACAGCAGUGGAACAACUGGCAGAUCUUAGGUUGUCAAAAAAUAGGACUAGAAGAACACAGCUCAGUCAAAAUAAUAGCAAGGAAGGGAUGUUUUGUUCCUGGAGAUAUACACACGAUCAAAGCAAUACUACUGUGAACAGAGACUCCAAUAAGCCGCUAGUGGAAACUCUUUCCAGCUCACAGGGUAAUUCUUUAAACUUCUUUACUGUUAAUCCCACAUUGAUGGGGGCCCAUCUGAACAGCUAUCACACAGUGUCUUACCAGGGACCUCAGCAGCUGCCAUUAGGAAUCUACUGGACAAAUGGAGAUGGGGAUUUUUUCAAGGCCAGAAAUGAAACCACAGUUUCUGACUCCUAUCCUGCUACAGAAAGUAGUAGUGAUGACACUGUCUAUGUCCCCCAAUGGAAUUUGAAGUUGCGAAACAGUAGUGUUGAGAACAGUCUUUUAACAGAGGAAGGUGAUGUAUCUCAGAGUGAAAAAGUGAAUGAUGUUUUGCUUAGUUAUUUCAAAUAUAUGGAUCUGAACUUACGACCAGAAACUAUAGAAAACAUUGAAAAAGCUUCCUCCAAGCACCAAAAUGAAGUGUUUCCAUACCCUGAUUUUCUCCCGCCACCUUUCAAUAACCUGGACUUACAAAAGUUGGCCUUAUCAAAAUGGGAUGACUGGAAGGAAGUCUUUAAUCCACCACCGGAAAGCUCUGUUGUGAAAUUAAUAUCUCGUCUGUUGGAAAUUGAACGGAUGCAGCACUUGACUAUAUUAAAAGAGAAGACAAGAGUCCUGACAGUAUCUUCCAAUCUGAUGCUUGGCAAUCGACCCAGUUCCACAAAAUCCAUGCAUCAGUCGAAGCAGUCAAGACUAUCUGACCCUUUAUGUCUUCAGACACCUUUUAAUCGAGACUGUCAAGAGAAAAAUAAAUCCAACCAUUCUGGCUGCUGCACGCAGGAGUGGAACAGCUCAAAAUGCACUUGGGAGUACUGUCAUAAUUGCAAAUGGAAUGCUGGAACAUCCUCCCUUAGAAGUUCAUCCACAAAGCAGCUUAGAGCAUCUUGUGAUGCCUUUAAAAGCUCCAAGCCCCCCCUCAUUUUAAACUCUAACAUGCUCUUGCGGAGGUCUUCCUCAUGCUGUGUGGCGGCACCAAGAACUCAAUCAACUGUUAAAUUGACUUCCCCAAAGCUACUGCCACCAAGUACAACUAUAUCCAGUCCUUUCCCUGAUAAGGACAGUUUAAAAUAUAAACAGCCAAGGACGAAAAAGAAACUCUACAGAAAAAACGUAGUAACGAGUAAGACUUUUCAUUGCCAGAAGUUAAAAUCUGUAUCUGCUAUGCCAAAGCAGAAGUACACUCACACUGACAAACAGUAAUUUCUUGAAUUCAUACUUCUCAUUAUGAGUGAGUCCUGCUAAGCAAUCUUAUUUUAGCUUGAUUUUUGUCAAGUUAAAGUAUUUUUAAUGGUAUGAGACAGAAGUAAUAUGAAAUAGCACUUGUGACAAUUGAAUCCACUUGUAUUGUAGAAAAAUCAAGUUUCAUCCCUCUGCCUGCUGACAUCCUUUACAGACCAUUUGUGUAACUUUUAAAAGAAUUGGAUCAAUAUAAGCAUACCAGCAGAUCAUCCCGUUCCAGAGUGCAACUAUAUAUUUUUAAAUGUUUACAAAAGUAAUAUCAAUAAAUAUAGUUAUAUUACACUAGCACCCAGAAAAUCCCACUCAGCAUCAGUGCUCCCCCAUGCGCUAGGUGCUGUACUAAUACAUGGGAAGAUACGGUGUCAGCCAUAGAGAAUUCACAAUCUAAGUGCAAUAUGAAGGGUGGGACGGGAGAUCGAAAAAUACAAUUUCCAUACAUGUGUCAUUUUUUUCUGAUGCAUAGAUUAAAGACCAAUGGUCUGAUUAGACACAUGGGAAAAUACUGAAGCAAAAUGAAUGUAGUGCAUUUCUAUCAAUAUGUAAUCCCUCUUUUCCUCAAACAAGGAAAUUAAACGGAAAAGCUAAAUUGAUGAAGUUUGCUGUACAUGCCUAGAAAUCAAGAAAUUCAGAAUUAUGGUUCCUAUUGCAACCAUAGUUGUCCUUGUGUAUGAGACACCUUCCUCCCCCACCCCCCACAAAACCUAUGUUAUCUGAUACUCUGGUGGCGCAGAUUAGAAAUUCUGUAGCAGUUCCAUUUAAAAUUCUAUUUUAAUUGGGAAUAGUGUAUGGACUUCAAUGUUACUUAUUCAAAUAUUAAAUUUGAUGUUAUACUACCCUAACAUGUUCAUUAUGUGUCACAGAUUUUGGUACUGACAAGUAAUUGAACCAUAGAAGUUGUCAGAGGAGUAAACUGGAGAUUUUUGGCACCUGAAAAGGUGGAGGGUUGUUACUGUAUUGCUAAAAUGAUCAGCAGUGAAAUAGUUAUCAAUGCUGACAUUUCAAAUAGCUUUAGGUUUCAGGGUUACCAGUCCUCAGCACCUCUCAGCAUUAACUGAGGAAGAUGGCAGGACAUCAGUUUACAGUCUUCUUCACAUAUUCAAGGAUAAUUUUCUUGAUGCAAGCCAGAAACAAUUGUUUUAAAAACCCUGAAAUUUUAGCUACUGGAGCUCAUUUGUACAAGGGCUGGAUAUUACACUCACAGGCCAUGCUACAUUGUAUUCUAUAAUGCAAUACAUUCCUAUAAGUGCUUCUCGUCAGAGCAACUUACACACAAUUACAUCUCAACAUCCUGGAGUUUAAGGUAAACAGUAGUACAGGAGGGGAAGGAAGGCGGCGAUUGCCACUUUAACACCCUGAUUUUAGUUGCUUAUCAUUUUUCAACUCUCAUCUUUGGGGCUGAAAGAGGAAGGGGCAGAGCACUGAGUUGGAAUCAUGCAUCAGCAGUCUCUGCUGGCAGGGCUCUUGUGGAACCCUGGGGAGAAACGAAAGCUUCUCCCCACCCUGUAGAAAUAUGAAGGGAGUGCAUUAUCAAGGGAGCAUAGCUUGAGUGAAUCUGGCUGAUGAGCUUAAACAAUUCUUAUUCUGAUGAGAGCUCUUGGGAGCAAUUGGCUGUUCCCCCACCUCUCCCACACACUGAUUGCUAGAUCUCAUGGUUGUGAGAGGGCCUGUGUAAAUCACCCACUCCCACUGGUGGGUUGAGCAGGAUAAUAAGACCCCUGUAUUCAAGAACUUGAGGACUUUUCAGUCACCAACAACUUUAACAUCCAGCUUUGCACCACAAACUGAUUAAGACCUUCUCAGCCAGGCCUGCGCAGAAGACCUUUUCAAAGUGAUUAGCAUUCACUGAAGUUACAAUUAUACACUUUAAUGAGAAGAUAUUUCUCAAACUUCACCAUGAAAUUAAAUGGGUCUGUUCUCUAGGACCUACAGAGUACUAAUUUUCAUACUAGAUACACAAUUAAAGAUCCCAAGUACAGAUAAAUCCAGUUGUAAGAACACUCUCUGCAUGCUCUCCUGGCUCAUUGCCGUUUUGUCCCAAAACAGAUGUCUUGUUUAAUGCUCACUUUAAAUAGGAAGUUUUCUAAAAGUAUUUAGGGGCCUGAUCUUGACAACUACCAAGCACCCGCAACUCCCAGCCAGUGGCUGUACUGGCAGAAAAGGGAUGCAUAAUAUGCCAGCAGUGCAAUUCUACCAGUGGAAUCUAUAUUAUAGAGAGAGCUUUCAGAUUUCUAUCACCAUGCUACUUAACUAACCCGCUGGUGAGCUUUGAAGUUCAAAAACAGGACCAAUGAUCGAUAGAGAACCAGAGUAGUGACUGGAGCGCUGUGCACUUAUCAGCUCAGCUGCUUUCUGUAUCACUUGGAGUUUCCUUAGGUCCCAAUUCAAGGAAACAUCCUUAGUAAAGGACAGCAUUUAAGGUGUGUUUAAGAUGCAAUGAAGUCACUAUAUGCUUAAAUGUUAUCCUGAACAACAGUGGUAAUAAUCACAUGCUUAAGAGCUCUAAUGAAUUGGGGCCCUAGAAUCUAGAACCUCCAAAUGGUCCUAAACCUUCUUUUCCAUACCUUCCACGCUGGAUUUCUCAAAGCAGCUGUGGACCUACACAUAUGACUAAUUGUAUCUUGAAUCAGAGUUUUGGAUUGCAUGGGGAUAAAAACACAAAACACCUCCUGAACUCAAAACUGACACCAGAACCCUUCCACCCUCUAAACAAGAAAUUGCACUCGUAUUGCUCAUGGUGAGCAGCUCACUGCUGCUGGAACUGGUUUAUUAUUACACCUGGAGAAAAUAUAGUUCAUAUUUAGGCGCAACCUGCAGUUGUUACAUUUUAAAAAUUUAUUAGCUCAGCUCUUGUAAGCCCCAAAUGAUAAAUAAUGUAUCUUACAGAUCAAUGCAAACUGUGAGCCAGAACUCAUUUACAUUUUCUCCUGCUAAAUCGAACAAUUUUGGAACAAAGAUUUAUCCCAGAGGGUUUCAAAUGAAAUCUAUCUAACAAUUUUUCAGGAUAAAUGUUUUGCGAGUUGAAGUAUCUGCAUAAUUGCAUUUUAUUUAUAAGCUCUUGAAAAUGCAGCCAUAAAUUUUAAAUAAACUUGACAUGUUUCUCUGAACAAAUGCUGCCAGCUGUGACAGCUGGCUGGUGGUGAAUAACAGUCAUCUCAGAACUCACUUAACCAUUGUGCCAUGACUGGGUUAUCAGUGACUAAGACGGAGUGAUUAGAAUCAGCAUCUUUGAAAGGUGCGAAGCUACCAACCAGCACAUCACCCGGUUCAGGUCGGCUGAUAUUCACUGAGUCAGCCCAAGAUGUACUCAUUUGCUUAUUUUCCAUUUAAAACUAUUGGCUAAGGCCAAUCUGGUUUAUAUUGGUAACAUUUUCAUUAAUACCUAUACCUAUAUAUGAAAUGGCAUAUCACUCACAACUGCACUUGAAAACAAUGAAUCACUUCAUAUGUGAAGUUGGAAAGUCUUCAGAUUGAGGGGUUCAAAAAUAGUUUAUAAAAGAUCAUUCUAAUUAUGAAAAAAUGUUCAGUCUAUCAUAAUAUAUUAUUAAUGUCAGAAUUAUUCUAACAAGUGCAUAACUAUAUGCGUGAUGAGGGGAGGGGGGGAGAAAGAAGCAUUUAUAUUCACUGUCCAUAGCAGCAUACAACAGGAAAUAGAAAGAGGAAAAUCUCACAUGUUAGUUGCUGUAAGUUACUGGUAUGGAUAGUAAAAGAUGUUACACUUGAGACUUAAAAAAUAAUCACUUUACAUAAAAAUUUGACCAACUUACAGUCUGGUGAGUGCCUCUUUCUUUGAAAAAUUGACAUGAAGAAAAAAACAAAACAAGAUGUGGAUUUGGGCCCUAUUUUUGUUCUUUCUGAUGUAUAAAGGCAGCCUGACAGGGUUUUUUUCUUUUUGCUCUUUUCUUUUUUUAAACAGUUUGGAAACAUCAAGAACAUGAUGAUCUCUAUUCUGUUUUCCCUGUUUUGCUGGAGGUCUCCUUUGGAAGACUAAGAUAUGGAUUGGAAGCUCUCAGUCCUUCAUUAAAGGGCUAUUGAACCUUUAGCAAAAGAGCUCUUCUGAUUGUCAAGCAUUUGAGUUAAAGAGGGAUUUACAAAAAUGAACACAAAGCUAAAGUUUUAAAUAGUCAAUAAAAAAAUUACUUCUCUCUUCAAUCAAAUUGCACUUGUUUGGUUAAUAUCAUAAACCUACUAGUUGUCCAAUUGUUCAUAGAGUCUCCCAGGACUCCAAGACCCAUAAUGGAAGUACUAGGGGAAAAAAUUGGGGGGGAGGGGAGGCAGCAACUUUUCUUUUCACUUGCAGAUCAUUUUUCAUUACACUCGUCUGUUGACAGGAAAUUAGAGCCAUCAUUCCAAAUUUCAGUGUGUGCAACAGUCUUGUAGGGUAUUUCCUAUAAUUCCACAGUAGUCAAGUAUUUUAUUCAUUAGCAUACACAGCAUCUGUUAAAAGGUAUCUGUGAAGCUACACAAGUUUUUCAGAGAAUAAUUAUAAUAAAACUGGACCAAAUGGGUCAAUAUAGGUCACUAGCAAGGCCUCAAAUUGGACCCUUUUGAUUAAUAGAUUUUCAAGGGGACUGUCCCCAUCAUGUUGAUUGGACCUGUCUUUGCAUGUGACAGUACGAAACCAGACUGAAAGAUGUAAAAUAAAAAAAAUCCAAUCGGUCCAGAUGGAAUUGGAGCAUCUUACCCAUUCUCUUCUCAAAAUUGGAGAUAAUUAAAACUGUGCUUUUAUAUACAGAGGAGGAGAGCUAUAACUAGCAUGUCUACAGCAGCACGCUAGUGCUUGACUAGAUUUUUCAGAGCUGCACACCGUAGUGGUGAUAAAUGAUAUGCUAGUGCACAAGCAGACAAGUAAACAACACAGCAGCAAGUGUGGCUGCCUUUUGUUUUAAAGGUCCCACAUUCAGUACAAUGGAAACGUGACAAAAAAAGGAUUAAAAAAGGAUGACCAAGAAAAGAGAAAACAGAGACAUGCUGUCAACUACCAGUAUUGGAGAAUUUAAAAAAAACCCUAAAUCACUACUUGGGAAUGUCACUUUAAUUAUACUCCUACUACAUUCCGCAUUGAUCAGCUUGCUUUUGAACUAGAAAUUCCCAUGAAAUCUUGAUGCGUAGUUUAGUGUAAAUCCUUUUCAGAUUCAUUUCUAACACUGGCAAAAUAAUUGGUAGCUUGCUGUGGACAUGCCUUUAGGAGACAACUGUAAAUACCAUCUUUCCUCCUUCAGAAGUUUGAACAAGAAUGAUGCUUACUGAGUCAUCCCAGCCGUUUAAGAAACUGAUUCAGGCUAUGCUGCUGCAUAGAACUGCUUUGGCCAUGACCCUGGCUACAGUUAAAUAGGAUCUAGCCAUUUGAUUGUUUCCUAUGUUU